Dipodomys ordii (Ord's kangaroo rat) is the source of this 2207-nucleotide messenger RNA. RefSeq names its product dystrobrevin, beta (gene Dtnb). Gene Ontology annotation, biological process: synaptic signaling. The record is from RefSeq and is a predicted model, not a curated record. NCBI's taxonomy places the organism in Eukaryota, Metazoa, Chordata, Mammalia, Rodentia, Heteromyidae. Gene Ontology annotation, cellular component: synapse; plasma membrane. The transcript has 19 exons. Bases 6 to 1868 code for a protein of 620 amino acids. Gene Ontology annotation, molecular function: zinc ion binding.
CCAGGAUGAUCGAGGAAGGUGGGAAUAAGCGGAAGACCAUGGCAGAGAAGAGGCAGCUGUUUAUAGAAAUGCGUGCUCAGAAUUUUGAUGUGAUACGACUAUCAACUUACAGAACAGCCUGCAAAUUACGAUUUGUACAAAAAAGAUGUAACCUUCAUCUUGUUGAUAUCUGGAACAUGAUUGAAGCCUUCCGAGACAAUGGCCUUAAUACACUGGACCAUAGCACUGAGAUCAGUGUGUCCCGCCUCGAAACGGUCAUCUCCUCCAUCUACUAUCAGUUGAACAAGCGCCUUCCUUCUACUCACCAAAUCAGCGUGGAGCAGUCCAUCAGUCUCCUCCUCAACUUCAUGAUUGCUGCGUAUGACAGUGAGGGCCGAGGCAAGUUGACGGUAUUUUCAGUUAAAGCUAUGUUAGCAACAAUGUGUGGUGGAAAAAUGCUGGACAAAUUAAGAUAUAUUUUCUCCCAGAUGUCAGAUUCCAAUGGCUUAAUGAUAUUUAGCAAGUUUGACCAGUUUCUGAAGGAGGUUCUGAAGCUCCCAACUGCUGUCUUUGAAGGGCCAUCUUUUGGUUACACAGAACACUCGGUCCGCACCUGUUUUCCACAGCAGAAGAAGAUAAUGCUGAACAUGUUCUUAGAUACAAUGAUGGCUGAUCCUCCCCCGCAGUGCCUUGUCUGGCUACCUCUCAUGCACAGGCUUGCCCAUGUGGAGAAUGUCUUUCAUCCUGUGGAGUGUUCCUAUUGCCACUCGGAGAGCAUGAUGGGCUUCCGGUACAGAUGCCAGCAGUGCCACAACUACCAGCUCUGCCAGAACUGCUUCUGGCGUGGCCAUGCCAGUGGCCCGCACAGCAACCAGCACCAGAUGAAGGAGCAUUCCUCUUGGAAAUCCCCUGCAAAGAAGCUGAGCCAUGCAAUUAGUAAAUCUUUGGGGUGCGUACCCUCCAGAGAACCCCCACAUCCUGUUUUUCCUGAGCAGCCAGAGAAACCACUUGACCUUGCACAUAUAGUCCCUCCUCGCCCUCUGACUAAUAUGAAUGACACCAUGGUUAGCCACAUAUCCUCCGGAGUGCCCACUCCUACCAAGAGGUUACAGUAUAGCCAGGACAUGCCCAGUCCCCUGGCCGAUGAGCAUGCGCUGAUAGCCUCCUAUGUGGCCCGCCUGCAGCACUGCACACGUGUUCUGGACAGUCCUAGCCGACUGGACGAGGAACAUCGGCUCAUCGCUCGUUAUGCUGCCCGACUGGCUGCAGAAGCAGGAAACAUGACUCGCCCUCCCACUGAUGUGAGCUUUAAUUUCGAUGCCAACAAGCAACAGAGACAGCUUAUUGCAGAACUAGAAAACAAGAACAGAGAGAUCCUGCAGGAGAUCCAGCGUCUACGUCUGGAGCACGAGCAGGCGUCCCAGCCCACGCCCGAGAAGGCCCAGCAGAACCCCACGCUGCUGGCAGAGCUGCGGCUGCUGAGGCAGAGGAAAGAUGAGCUGGAGCAGAGGAUGUCGGCACUGCAGGAGAGCAGGCGGGAGCUGAUGGUCCAGCUGGAGGGGCUGAUGAAGCUGCUCAAGGCUCAGGCCUCAGGGUCCCCACACACAUCGCCCACUCACGGAAGCAGUCGCCCCAUGCCCAUGCCGGUCCGCUCCACAUCUGCCGGCUCCACCCCCACGCACUGCCCACAGGACUCUCUGAGCGGAGUUGGGGGAGACGUGCAGGAGGCCUUCGCGCAAGGAACCAGGAGAAACCUCCGCAAUGACCUGCUGGUGGCUGCUGACUCCAUCACCAACACCAUGUCAUCCCUAGUGAAGGAGCUCCAUUCAGCAGAGGAAGGUACAGAGGAAGAAGAAGAGAAGAUGCAGAAUGGGAAAGACAGAGGUUAGCAGAGGAGCGGGACACAGGACGCGCGGGCCCAGAAGACAGAGGAGCAAGCUGGCACAACCAGACGAAGGGAAGGUCUGCCCCCAGAGGCACAUUCCUAUCCAUCUAUCCACUGCACACCUGGACUGGGCUUGCAGGCUGCCAGACGUCACUCCGCAGCCAGAGAGAGGGGAGCCAGGCUGGUGGGAAGUGGGGAGGGACGGCCGAGAGCCACAGCUGGUGGGCCUUCCCCUCCACAGCCCUGCAUGUACUAGCUGCUUCCUUCCUCCCCUCAGGGCAUGGUUCAUCUCUGCAUCAGGAAUUUACCAGGAGAUUCAAAAAAAAAAGAAAAGGAAAAGCAC